GUCGACAAUUACCCCUUUUCUUUAUACAUAUUUCCUUCGUCUAUAAUUUGUUCCUCACGUCUGCCCUUGUCAUUCCUAACAGAAAAAGGCCAUGGCCAAUAGUCACCUCACGCAGCGGAAGCCAUGGAUCGAGACUCCGUUGAUAGAGUCUGCGACGCUUUCAAAGGCAGCAGGAUGUAGAGUUUUCCUGAAGUUGGAACUGCUUCAACCCUCAGGGUCCUUCAAGUCGAGAGGUAUCGGAAAUCUGAUUCGCAGCGCUCUCCUAGAUCCUGCAAAUAAAAACAAGGAGCUUCAUUUCUACAGUUCGUCCGGAGGAAAUGCAGGGCUAGCCGCUGUCAUCGCAGCCCGAGACCUGGGCUGCCCCUGUACAGUCGUCGUACCACAUAGCACCAAGCCUCUCAUGAUCAGCAAGCUACGCGCUGCCGGAGCCACAGAUGUAAUCCAGCAUGGAUCCAGCUGGUUUGAAGCCGACACUUAUCUACGGCAAAACUUCAUCGACAAGAAUAGAGACGAGGAGGACGCCGAUGCGGCCAAGAAACGGAACAUCUACGUGCCCCCAUUCGACCAUCCAGAUAUCUGGAAAGGGGCAGGGACAAUGGUUUCGGAACUUGCUACUCAAUUACCACCCAGAGACACUCCUGCGGGCUACACUUUCCCCGCCGAUGCGAUUGUAUGUAGCGUUGGUGGCGGGGGCCUCUUUAAUGGGAUUGUGGAAGGACUUGGUGAUUAUAUGCGAUCUUAUCCGACGCCAGACUUGGUAACUGGUACAACAUUGAAGAAUGUCCGUGUGUUGGCAGCUGAGACGAAUGGAGCGGAUUCUCUCGCGCUCUCGCUGCGGAGUGGAAGUCUGGAAUCUCUUCCGGCGAUCACGUCCCUGGCGACUUCUUUGGGUGCGCUUUGUGUGGCCCCUCAAACUUUGAAGAAUGCUCAGUCACCACCGGCCGGUGUUGACGUUGUCAGUGUUGUUGGGUCCGACGCUGAGGCUGCGAAGGGAAUCAUUCACUUGGCUGAUGAGCUUCGGUUGCAGGUGGAGCUGGCAUGCGGGAUCAGUGUUGAGAUAGCGGCAGGGUCGAGGUUGAGGGAAGCUGUUCCAGAUCUUACUCCGGACAGUCGGGUGGUUGUGGUUGUUUGUGGAGGAAGCAAUAUUACCGCGGAGAUGAUUGCUGAGUAUCGGCAGAGAUUGCAGAAUGGAUGGGAGUAGACCUUAUCUGAUCUUCUCACUCGGUAUAUUGCGUAAUACAAAAUUGCAGUAUGUACUGUUUUCAAGUUAUGUGUAUAGCAAGGUGAACUUUUCAGGUGUGCUUAACAUUGUUUCCAGCAUUGGGCUUGCAUGUGUCACACUAAGUACUACUGCUAUCGCGUGACUUGUCCUUCCUUUUUUUUGCUACAACUACCACCGAUGUUAUUUACAUGCAAGAAUUUACAACUAGGCCCAAGAUCAAGAC
This is a messenger RNA of Aspergillus pseudotamarii, 1445 nucleotides long. Its product is annotated as putative L-serine dehydratase. NCBI's taxonomy places the organism in Eukaryota, Fungi, Ascomycota, Eurotiomycetes, Eurotiales, Aspergillaceae. Bases 92 to 1201 code for a protein of 369 amino acids. The transcript is spliced from 3 exons. The record is from RefSeq and is a predicted model, not a curated record. Gene Ontology annotation, molecular function: pyridoxal phosphate binding; threonine deaminase activity; L-serine ammonia-lyase activity. Gene Ontology annotation, biological process: L-threonine catabolic process; L-serine catabolic process.